UACCCGCCCCCUCACAGUGACUCAGCACAUACUGUGACAACUGUGAUUAACCGUGAUAUCAGCAGGUAACAUGUCCAUGUUCAGCACGGGCAUCCUUGUGCUGACGUCUCCUCUCCACACCCUCCCCUUGCGCAUCGCUCCAGUGCUCAGCUCGGCUGCUCAGCUCGUAGAGCGCACGCUGUACGUCCACCUCCACCCCGGACUCAACCUGGGAAGCGGGACUCAACCUCGACCAGUUUUCAUUCCACCCGUAGUGGACCUGUCCUUGCUCAUUACCCGCCUUUACAGUAACGCAGCUGAUAUAUGUGGCCACCUGGAUGUUCGUGUUUUGCUGACUAAUGUCCGCGCUCAGCCGGCUGCCUGCGGCGGAACCACCAUCCCAAACUGCCCCUUCCCCACACCACAGUCUCUGUCUCACUCCCCGGAGGUGGUGCUAACAGACUUUGCUCUGCAGGACCCAGGUCAGUCCCCUCAGGUCACACAGUGUCUGCAGAGGUACACAGGCCACUGCUACGUCUGCAGCCCGAGCCUCCCCUCAGUGCUGCUUCACCCACAGCUAAUGAAGCUGCAGCAGGAAGAGGAAUCGCUGAAAGAGCCUGAAGAAAAAGCAAAACCCUUAGAGACCUACAGUGACGUGGUGGUAGGGGGGACGUUUGACCGGCUCCAUGGGGCCCACAAGACGCUGCUCAACAUCUCAUGCCUGCUAGCAAACAGACGGUUCCUCAUUGGUGUGUGUGACCAAGCAAUGCUGAAAAAAAAGGUGCUAAAGGAGCUGGUGGAGCCAUACUCUCUGCGCACCCAGAGACUACAGGAGUUCCUGAAAGACGUCAAACCCUCGCUGCAGGUGGAGAUCCUUCCCCUUGACGACCCCUAUGGUGUGUCUGUGGUUGACCCCUUGCUGCAGUGCAUUGUGGUUAGCGAGGAGACCAGGAAGGGAGGCGAGGCUGUCAACAAGAAACGCAUUGAGAAUGGCCUUCCGGUUCUCAUCCUCCACGAAAUCCAGCUGCUUAAAGACGCCCACCACACUGAGACGGAGGAGGAGAAGAUCAGCUCCUCCAGUCUGCGCUCUCGUCUUCUGGGCACCCUGCUUACGCCACCUAAAGUAGGUCAU
Molecule: messenger RNA, 1111 nt
Organism: Plectropomus leopardus (leopard coralgrouper)
Lineage: Eukaryota; Metazoa; Chordata; Actinopteri; Perciformes; Serranidae
Source: RefSeq, a predicted model, not a curated record